Octopus bimaculoides (California two-spot octopus) is the source of this 687-nucleotide messenger RNA. Lineage: Eukaryota; Metazoa; Mollusca; Cephalopoda; Octopoda; Octopodidae. The record is from the annotation of a RefSeq genome assembly.
AUGACCCAAUGAGGACAACUAGGAUUUCAAGACGCAAAUUCACCACUUAUAGAACAACUUAUUUUUUUUCAUGAUCACUCAAUAUUUAUUCUUACCAUCAUUUUAACUUUAGUUAUAUAUAUUACAAUUUUAUUAAUAACAAACAAAUUUUCUUCAUUAAUAAUUACAGAAAGACAAAAAAUCGAAACAAUUUGAACAAUCGUCCCUAGAAUUAUUUUAUUAUUUUUAGCGCUCCCCUCUCUCAAAUUAUUAUAUUUAUUAGAUGAAUCUAUCAACCCACUACUUACAAUCAAAGCACUAGGUCACCAAUGAUACUGAAGCUAUGAAUAUUCAGAUUUUAUAAGUAUUGAAUUUGACUCUUAUAUAAUUCCUUUAAAUGAAUUAAAUGAAGGUUCAUUUCGUUUACUAGAAACAGAUCACCAUCUAAUUAUUCCAAUAAAAACAAAUACUCGUAUAAUCAUCUCAUCAGCUGAUGUAAUUCACUCCUGAACAGUUCCCUCUCUGGGAAUUAAAGUAGAUGCUAUUCCAGGUCGACUCAAUCAAUUAAAUUUAUAUUCUAAUCGUCCUGGAUUAUACUAUGGUCAAUGUUCUGAAAUUUGUGGAGCAAAUCACUCAUUCAUACCUAUCACAUUAGAAAUUGUAAAUAUAAAUACUUUUAAUAACUGAUUAUUAAGUAUAAAUACAUAA